UGAUCACAGACUACAGCAAACUCAAGUCUGCACAUUACAACCUCUCAAAAGCCUCCCCACAGAACAAACACUUCUGAAUUCUUCCCCAUAUUUUCGUCUAAAGGAUUUAGCAACAAAAAGAUAUGGCUAUUCGUCUGCCUGGUGUUGUCGCUGCUAAGAAAAUUCUCCGCCGCUCUCCUCUGACUUCAAAUAAAAUAGCUUCAAUGUCUUUAGAUGUACCAAAAGGCUUCUUUGCAGUUUAUGUUGGAGAAUCUGAAAAGAAGAGAUUUGUUGUUCCCCUAUCAUUCCUGAGCCAACCUUUGUUCCAAGAUUUACUAAGCAUUGCUGAAGAAGAGUUUGGUUUUAAUCAUCCAAUGGGUGGUUUGACAAUUCCCUGUCAUGAAGAUAUGUUCAUUGAUAUAACUUCUCGCUUGGAUAGACCCACAGCCAACUCAAGUCUUCACAUUUUCUUUCAAAGAAAACACCAAGGAAAGAAAAUGGCAAUUCGUCUGCCUGGUGCUGCUAAACAUAUCCUCCGCCGGUCUGCUCUGACUGCAAACAAAAGAUGUUCAACUUCUUUAGAUGUACCAAAGGGGUUCUUUCCGGUUUAUGUUGGAGAAUCCCAAAAGAAGAGAUUUCUGGUUCCUCUGUACUUCUUGAACCAACCUUUGUUUCAAGAUUUGCUAAGCAAAGCUGAAGCAGAGUUCGGUUAUGAUCAUCCAAUGGGAGCUGUCACAAUUCCAUGCCCUGAAGAUGCGUUCUUGGAUGUUACUUCUCGCUUGAAUUGAUCAUGAGAGAAGCCAACUACCAAAUUUUGUACAUCAAGAAAAGCUAAUUCAAUGUAAACAUUCAUUUUUUCCCUCUGUUUUUAACCAAAAAAGGAUUUUGUCAAGGGGAAGAAAAAUUUACCCCACGGAUGCAACACAAAUUGUUCCCUUUUCCAUAAUGGAGACAUACUUUAAUCUUUCCUCUCAA
This is a messenger RNA of Theobroma umbraticum, 954 nucleotides long. The record is from RefSeq and is a predicted model, not a curated record. Lineage: Eukaryota; Viridiplantae; Streptophyta; Magnoliopsida; Malvales; Malvaceae.